AUGUACAGUUCGAAUGAAUUCCUGCACAGCGCGGGCGUGAGCCGGCACAUGCAGGCGACCGGCGAGACACCUUCGCAGAAAACGAGCAUGAAGCGCCGCUCGUGCGAAGUGCCUCUAGGGGACAUAUCGUCCAACAACUUCAAAGUGUCGCUGGGCGACAUCACCAACGAGGGCCCCAACUACGACUGCCGGUCGCUGCGCUCGAUAAAGUCCGAGGACACGCGCUCGUUGAGAUACUACAGGCCCAUUGACAGCCGGAGCGUGAAGAACUUCAGGUCCUCCCUGGCUGAUGUGUCCACUUGCUCCCUUUCCCGGCCGCCUAGCUACGACCAGCUGUCGCGGCGCUCCCUCGUAGAGGGUCCGGACGCUCACGGCAUCACCUCCAGCAUAGAGGGCGUGCUAUGGUCCGACGAAGAGGAGAACGAGUACUUCUACCACGAGAACGUGACGACUGCGUGGAACCAAGGUCGGUAU
Iphiclides podalirius (scarce swallowtail) is the source of this 474-nucleotide messenger RNA. NCBI's taxonomy places the organism in Eukaryota, Metazoa, Arthropoda, Insecta, Lepidoptera, Papilionidae. The record is from the annotation of a GenBank genome assembly.